AUGAAAGAGCAAGGGAUAGAAACCAGCAUCACGCGUCAAGCCGCCGACCCCGCCGCGUUCUUCCGAAGCGGCGACUGGUCGCAGAAGUCGGUAGAGGCAAAGGCGCCCAAGGUCUUGAAGAUGCAGGAACACUCGACUGCUGUGCGCAUCCAGGCUCUCGCGCUGGCCGAGGCGAACAUUUCCUCGGAGAGAAUACAAGAGGUCACCGGUAUGGAUCCGAAGACACUGGCCGGGUUGCGGAAGCUGGCGCGUGAACGCGGCUACGACCCAAACGUCUCCAUGCAACUCAAGGAAGAGUAUGUGUUAGAUCCGCCGAACGCAAAUCGUCCCCGAGGCCGUCCUAAGAAGAGAAAGCCCGAAGACGAACUUGAUCCGGCGCUGACCAGUCUUCCCGACCCUGGCCCCCGAACUGCUUCUGAGUUCACUCCGCGCCGGGAUAAUCUGCCGCCAGGACAUUGGGACUUCAUGGCUGCUACGGCCAGUGGCUACACCAUGACCUAA
Capronia coronata CBS 617.96 is the source of this 501-nucleotide messenger RNA. RefSeq lists its product as uncharacterized. Bases 1 to 501 code for a protein of 166 amino acids. The record is from RefSeq and is a predicted model, not a curated record. NCBI's taxonomy places the organism in Eukaryota, Fungi, Ascomycota, Eurotiomycetes, Chaetothyriales, Herpotrichiellaceae. The transcript has a single exon.